AUGGUUUUGCACAACGAUAAGUGGAAGUGGAAGAACAAGCGCAAGCAUUUGAAAAAGGUGGGCGAGGCGCAGCAGAGCGACGAGUCCAGUGGACAAUCGAGCGAGGACGAGCUCAUCACCAACGAGUGGCGGUUUGAGGAGCUGAAGCCCGUACAGCAUCCUAAAGACGAGGAGCAGAUAGCAUUGGAGCGGGAGCAGAGACAGAUGGAGUUGGAGCGGGACGAGGCCCACACGCGGCUGGUUCUGGAGAAACUGAAGCUGGCUGCACCUGAAAUCAGCACAUCUGGCAAAGAGAAGGACGCGAAAAAGAUGACCAAGCAGGAGCUGCUAAAUUGGAGUUUGGAGCACCAGGGCGACUCUGAGCCUGAUACAGCAGCUCGCAGCAUCCGCACACUGAGCGAGGGCGAAAAGGCCCGCUUCUACGAGCUGCAGGAGCGCAUAGAGCGGCAGAAAAUGGUGACGUCCAUGAAAAAGAAGUUUGCUGCCACAGGACGAACAAAGGUGCUGGAGCUGUCCAAAGUGGACGACGACAACUACAAGGCCGUGAAUGCGCGGCGGCUCGAAGAGUCCGCGAAGAAGCCCAAGGACGGCGAGUUCGAGGACAGUUUGGCAGAUCUGCUGGGAGACCGGACAAUUCUGGCUCAGGAUUCUGAGGCGAAACCAGCACCCAGAGCAGACAAGAAGAUGUCAAACCGAGGCCCGUCGUUCAAGCUCGACUCUACGCCAGCCGAAGACGAGUUUUUGGACCGUCUGCUUGGAUGA
Messenger RNA from Ogataea haglerorum, 762 nucleotides. RefSeq lists its product as uncharacterized. The transcript has a single exon. The record is from RefSeq and is a predicted model, not a curated record. Lineage: Eukaryota; Fungi; Ascomycota; Pichiomycetes; Pichiales; Pichiaceae. Bases 1 to 762 code for a protein of 253 amino acids.